Molecule: messenger RNA, 2898 nt
Organism: Cydia fagiglandana
Lineage: Eukaryota; Metazoa; Arthropoda; Insecta; Lepidoptera; Tortricidae
Product: ecto-NOX disulfide-thiol exchanger 1-like
Exons: 8
Coding region: 110-1762 (550 amino acids)
Biological process (GO): ultradian rhythm
Cellular component (GO): external side of plasma membrane; plasma membrane
Molecular function (GO): RNA binding; oxidoreductase activity
Source: RefSeq, a predicted model, not a curated record
UCUAAAUUAAAUUACAGAUCAGCGCCCGCGUCCUGGUAGACCAGACCGUAGCAGGGAUGACCGUCCAAGAGAGCAUCAUGACAGAAACCCCAGGCCCGGCAAUAAAAGGAUGGCUGACCGGGGAGAAGAUAGGAACCGCAAUGACCGUCCGGACCACCGUAUAGACAACCGGCCGGAUAGGAGGCGGGACCGUCCAGAGAGGAGGUCUAGGUUUGACAGUGGUGACAAGGCCCCUGACAAGAACCCUGGAAAUAUGCUUCCUGGAGCUAUGAUGAUGCCAGUGGCAGGUCCUAGUGGCAUGAUGCCAUUUGGAAUGAUGCAGCAGCCCGGCCAGAUGGAAAUGCAACCAAUGGGAGGCAUGGUUCAUCCCAACAUGUCCAACAUGCAAAACAUGCCUGGCAUGAUGCCUGGAAUGAUGCAGAUGAAUCCAAUGAUGGAACAGAACAUGUUCAUGAUGAACCAACAGAUGAUGCCUAUGAUGCACCCAGCCAACCAGCCAAUCUACUGCACCUCUGUUGUUCUCUUGACUCCGAUACCGGGUGCUUCUCUGCCUAACCGCAGAGAGCGGCCACCAGGCUGCCGUACAAUCUUUGUUGGAGGCUUGCCUAACGGUGUAAAGGAAGACAUUCUUCAAGAGAUAUUCCAGCGGUUCGGGAACAUUACCGACAUCAAGUUGCACAGACAGGGGGUGUGUCACAUCAGAUUUGAGAAGCAGGAAAGUGUGGAGGCUUCCUUCAGCAUAUCUGGAUUCAGAUUCAAAUAUCACAAUCAGGGUGACAGCGAGGCUACUACUAUCUUUGUCGACUUUGCUUUGAACCGCGACGACUAUGCAGAGUUCGAGCGGAGCAAGCGCGGCAAGCGUGAUCCCACGCCACCGCGCAUCGAGCCGCUCACGCCGGCCUCUUUACAGACCGUCACCGAGAAGGUCAAAAGCGAUGACCAGUUCGCUGAGGCUGCUCCUACCCUAGUUGGCUGGUUGGAACGCGGCGAAUGUAACAAGAAGAACGCGAAUGCGUUCUACUCGCUCAUCCAAGCUUCCAACAACCAGAUCCGCCGCCUCUUCAACGAGAAGAUGGUGCUUGACGACGAGUACCAGAACAUGAAACUCACUAUGAAGGAGAAAUUCGCGCAUAUACUGCUCCAAUUCGAGCAGGUAGCGAAAAUACUCUCCGCGGCGCGUCACCAGCGCGUCUCCGACCACUUUAGCAAGCAGCAGCGCAGGAACAUCGAGAUGUGGCUCAAGAUGACUGAGGAGGUGGAAAACAUAAAAGAAGAGUUUGAAACAAACUUCAACGAGGAUGAGAUUGAGAAGAUUGGAAAGAACACGGUUCCUCAGGAGAAAUACGACGAGCUCAGGGCAGAGCACGAAAACCUGAUGUACGAGCUGGAAGGCUACAAGAACGAGGCCCACCUCGCUAAGGACGAGGCCGAGAGAAAGUUCGAGACCUUCAAGGCGCACUUUAUCGCUCAACACAACUUGAACAACAAGCAGGUAAGCCUCGAGUCUCGCCACCCUUAUGUACGAGCUGGAAGGAUACAAGGAGGCCCACUUCGCCAAGGACGAGGCCGAGAGAAAGUUGGAGACCUUCAAGGCGCACUUCAUCGCUCAAAACAACUUGAACAACAAGCAGCAAUCGUACCCACCGCUGCCCCCACCGCCGACGCCGCGCGUCGAGCCGCCCAAACCGAUGCCCCCUCCCCCCACCCCCGACGACAACAAGUACAUCGUCUCCGGCCCCUCCGUCCCCCCCUCCGAGGCUAAACUCAUCAGCAUCCUCACCGCGUUCCUCAUGGUCCACCCCCUCGGAGCUUCCCUGGACUACCUCGUCUCUUACGUUAGAAGUAUGACCCCCAACGUGACGCAGGCCACGGUGCAAGAGAUACUCCAGAAGUAUGAAGAUGUUUUCCGCAGAGUAACGUCGGGCGUUGGCGCGUCUAUUGAGACUAGAUGGUGUUAUGUUACCUUUGAUACUAUUAAGCUGGAGCAACAUUAAAGUUUAAAUUUACUUAAGCUAGGGCUAGUGGCAGUUUGUUUCGAGCUGGAAGGCCCUCAAGUGUUCCGAGGUGCCUUCAGCGGAGAACGCUGCUAGAGCAGCCCCAAAUGAUGGGCUCGCAAGAGCAACGCCGACGGGGUAUCGGAGGUCUACAAUCGAGUUCCCGAAACCCCGCCAACAAAGCGCGCGGCGGAACACCCCAGGGGGUUUAGUCCGUGGAAGUCGGACAUACCCACUGAGCUUCUCCCGGGCCAGUUGGAUCCAUAAGGAUUCCCCCUGGGUCAUAAAAAAAAGGGCUAGUGGCAGUUUUAUACAGCCUGACCUAAGUGUAGUUUUUAACGCUUGUCGCAAAGCAAAAUAGCCCGUUUCACUAUACGUGUUCUCAUUAUCCCACAACGAAUUGCUAGUGUGCAAGAAUUUUCCAAGUGAGGAUUAUUUCUUGUGGUUAAAGCGGUCAUUACUAAAAUAUCAAAGUAAAAUAUGGACUCUAUUUAAAAUCACGGGUUUGCAUGUUUACCUUUAGAUUACUUAGUAGAUAAGUGUUGAUCGGAAUGAUUACAAUAGAACCUAUGUGUAAUUAAAUUUAAAAAGGUUUUGUCUUAGAAGAAAAAAAAAUAAAACGUUAUUUGUAUAAAAUGUUAUGUCAAGUCGCUGAAUAUUCUGUUUAAUCAUAAAAUGUGCUCAGUGACGACUUAUGUACAAAUAUGUAUGCAGGCGUGCUAAGCUAAUACAUAGUUACAUGCAUUAAUAUUUUUAUGCAUAAGUACAGAAAGUUCUAAAUGUGUUCAAUAAUUAGUAAUUAUUAGACAAUGUAAACUGACUGGUGAUGAGAAGAUUUCUGUGCACUCAUUCUUAGUUGUAAUUAUAUUUAGGUCAUAGUGACAUUAAAGUGUAUUUUAAAAUA